This is a messenger RNA of Rhododendron vialii, 1199 nucleotides long. RefSeq lists its product as uncharacterized. The transcript has 2 exons. The coding region runs from base 194 to 976 and encodes 260 amino acids. Lineage: Eukaryota; Viridiplantae; Streptophyta; Magnoliopsida; Ericales; Ericaceae. The record is from RefSeq and is a predicted model, not a curated record.
GAAAGCAAGAAAAAAACAGAAAAGGCUAAAGUGCUACUCUCCUACUGCUGGCAACUACUAAUAAAAACAGUGAUUAAUUAUAACUAGUACUAGUUGUCAUUAUAAGGGUGCUGAACCACCACAAUUAACUUAAUAAGUAGCACCCACAUCUCUCUCUCUCUCUCUCUCUCUCUCUCCAUUCGUUGCUGAAGCAAUGGAUAAUCAACGCAGUCCUCUUCUCACUUGGGCUUACUACUGCCAGGGGAAGAGCAUGGAUGAGCUGAGGCAAUCUCUUCUGUUCACCACUCUGGAGCUGGAAACAACAAGGCUGAAAGCGGAGGAGGAAAUCAAAAUCCGAGAUGCCCAAUUCACCCAUCUCAAAAACCUCCUCUCCGAAGCCAUCAGAGAGAGAGACGAAGCGCAAGACAAGUGCCAUAGGCUCCUCUUCGAAAAACUCUUCCUCCAACAACAACAGCAGCAGCAGCAGCAACCAGCUCCGCUCUCCGGUGUAUCGAGCAUAGAAGACUUGGACGAACCCAGACGAGGCCUCGACUCCAACAACGGAUUCUCCUCCUCCGAUUGCGAAGAAAGCAUCGUUUCAUCGCCACCCCAAUUGCCGCCGCCACCACCGCAGCCACCGUCAGUUGAAGAGCCUCCUAUCCUUCCACUGGUGAGCGACAAACCCUUGCCGGAAAAAGGGAAGCUUUUGCAAGCGGUGAUGAAAGCAGGGCCACUGCUUCAGACCCUGCUCCUGGCUGGUCCACUGCCGCAGUGGCGCCACCCUCCGCCGCCAAUUGACUCCUACCAGAUCCCCCCGCCGCCGGUGGCCAUUCCGCCUCCGCCGCAACUCCUCCACCAAGACUCCUUACUCAGCAUUGGUACUUCUUGCAACAACAUGGACAAUUCUGUUAGCGUUAAUAAUAGGAAGAGAGGUUUUUGUGUACAAGGGUCUGAUUCUCCGACAGAGGCCAAGUACCAGAGACUUGUUCUGCAAUGACGACUACCAAGUACCAGGGACUUGUUCUGCAAUGACGACUACCACUAUUGAAGGGUGAUCUAGUAAAUUUACAUCGUUGGAGGGUAAUUUCUUAGUAUUUUUUGCAGUAGUUAAAGUCUAGUGAGCAAGAUUUAUUAACUGGGUUCAGAUCCAUUUUAGUUUUUAAUGAUUAGUUUGAUCGAAUUUUCGUGUGUGGUGAGUAGUUGUACAGAGGUUUAUUUCA